AUGGCGAAAUCCAAGAACUCGUCCCAGCACAACCAGACCAAGAAGGCUCACCGUAACGGUAUCAAGAAGCCUAAGACCCAGAGGUACCCCUCGCUCAAGGGUGUCGACCCCAAGUUCCGACGUAACCAUCGUCAUGCUCUUCACGGCACCAUGAAGGCUCUUAAGGAGCUCAAGGAGGGCAAGAGGACGACCGCUUAA
Messenger RNA from Parascedosporium putredinis, 198 nucleotides. Lineage: Eukaryota; Fungi; Ascomycota; Sordariomycetes; Microascales; Microascaceae. The record is from the annotation of a GenBank genome assembly.